Messenger RNA from Mucor velutinosus, 1815 nucleotides. RefSeq lists its product as uncharacterized. The transcript is spliced from 14 exons. The coding region runs from base 1 to 1815 and encodes 604 amino acids. The record is from RefSeq and is a predicted model, not a curated record. NCBI's taxonomy places the organism in Eukaryota, Fungi, Mucoromycota, Mucoromycetes, Mucorales, Mucoraceae. Gene Ontology annotation, biological process: cristae formation.
AUGGAUCCUUAUGAGUAUACGCACACAGUGAACGAUCCUACAGAACAUGAAGUAGAUGACGAUGAUUUAAAGAAACUUGAAAAAGACCUGGCACCUUCGUCUGCUGAUUUCUACGGCAUUCUGAACAUUUCCAAGAAGGCAACCGACGAAGAGAUUAAAGAAUCUUACAAGAAGUUAUGCCGUUUCUUCCAUCCUGAUAAGCAUACCGAUGAGAGCAAGAAGAAGAUGGCAGAAUCGAGAUUCCAAGUGAUUCAAAAGGCAUAUGAAGUUCUAUCUGAUCCCCAAAAGAGAAUCAUUUAUGACACAUACGGCGAAGAGGGAUUGAAUGCAUCAUGGGACAUUGGACCUCGUUACAAAUCAACUGAGGAAUUGAGAGAAGAAUACGAAAAGAAGGCUCGCCAAAAGAGAGAGCAGGAUUUGGAAAAUCUAGUGAGAUCCAGAGGAGAAUUCCAAUUGACAUUGAACGCAACACAAGUGUUUGAUCCUUACGAGCCACCUGUAUUUGCUGGAUUUGGACAACAAAUUCAACCUGCCAAAAAGAGAAACCGUAUUGUUCAUGCACUUUCCAAAGCACAGACACAGCAAUUAUUUAUGCGCCAUUCAUUCGAGACGCAAAUUGGACCUCAGACUCAUGUAGUGAUCGGUGGAUCCAUGGUCUCCAGAUCUGGUAUGGGUGGUGGUAACGUCUUGGGUACUAUUCGUCAUACAGUGUCCCCUAAAUUAUGGGGAGAGAUUACUGCUACAUUGCUCAAGCCAAGAAUGCUUUCAUUAAAAACUUAUUAUUCAAUUUCUGCAGACAGCUUUGUAAAUACCACCGCUCAACUCAACUCCGUGUACGACCCUCCUGUACUUUCUGCCACUGUCGGGCGCCGACUUUUCUCGGCCACUACAGGUUACAUGACGUAUCGCACUGGUGAAUGGUCUUUGUUUGGGUGGGGUGGCGAUAUCUCCCAAAAGAUGGACAGAUCUUCUGUAUCACUUGGUAUGGCAGGCAUGAAUAAACAUGGUAAUUACAGUGGAGAAAUUCAGACGGGUAUCAUGUCGUCCCACAUUGCUGGUGAACAUACCUACAAAUUGCCCAAUCAAGCACGUCUUCGUAUGUCCUGCACCUUAUCAUCAGAAGGCGGUGUUGUGGUUAGCAUUGGCAGCGAUCAUAAAAUGACGGAACAUGUACGAAUUGGCAUGUCGAUGGAAUGUGGAUUGCCUCUUGGAGUUGUCGUGAAAUUCAGGGUUUCUCGUCUUGGACAAAAGGCUGUAUUACCUAUAAUUCUUGCAUCCGAGUUUGACCUUAAAUUAGCGUUCUUCGGUGCUGUGAUCCCAGCUUCCGUUGCGGUAGCCCUUGAUCAGUUGGUCUUGAAACCCCGCCGCAAGAGGCUCAUCAAAGAAAAAAUCAAUGAACUGAGAGAAGAGCAUUCAGAGUAUCUUGCUAAUCGCAAGCAAGAAGCUUUGGAUGCACAAACCUUGAUGAUGGAUAUUGCUGAUAGAAAGAAGAAGCAAGAAGAGAAAAAGUCUAACGGUCUUGUUAUUGUCAAGGCUUGGUACGGUCAUUUAGAGAAUUUAGAAAAUGACAAUGACAAGGAAGAUGAGGUCGAGGGAGUGAUCGACGUUACCACCGUGAUUCAAACACUAGUCAAUGAGUCUCGACUGACAAUCCCAGGCGGCCAUUCAAAGACAAACAUUCUGGGAUUCUAUGAUCCAUGCUUGGGCGAGAAGAAGCGCCUUCGAGUGCAAUAUAGAUUUAAUAAUAGACUUCAUCAAGUAACUGUGCAAGACACCUCUGCUUUGAUUGGCCCAUCGCAAUCACAUCUUGUUUAA